Chenopodium quinoa (quinoa) is the source of this 1534-nucleotide messenger RNA. RefSeq lists its product as uncharacterized. The record is from RefSeq and is a predicted model, not a curated record. NCBI's taxonomy places the organism in Eukaryota, Viridiplantae, Streptophyta, Magnoliopsida, Caryophyllales, Amaranthaceae. The coding region runs from base 534 to 1061 and encodes 175 amino acids. The transcript has 5 exons.
CCGUACAAUAUAUAGUGUUUAAAUGUGGCGGUGUGAUCAGAUAGGCAUAUAAGAGAUAACAAGAUAUAAGAGAGCUAGCUUAAAAACCCUUAAUUAAUACAAGGAAAUAACACAUAACAAAAGAAAACAAAAAAAGAAAAGAAAAGGAAAGAUGAAAAGGAAGGGGAAGUGAGCAAAAAAACAGCCCCAUUUGCCAUGUCUAUGUUGACAAAACAAAGGUGGACCCUCCGAUCUCUUAUUUAAGUAAGUAGGCUUUUCUCUUACUAGUAUUUUAUUAAGUUAUAAGCCACUCUUAUCAAAGUCUUGUUUACUCAACAACCUUCGUAUCCCCAUUUCUCUCGAACCAUAUAUAUAGAGAUAUAUAUAUAUAUAUAAAGAGAGAUCAAGUGUUAGAUAUACUUGUAAGUUAAUUAUAUACCUUCUUGUUUGUUAAUACACUAAGCUAUACUAACAAUAUAUACAUCCUCAAAUUAUCACAUACAUAAUAUACUAUCUAGCUAGGUAACUAUACUAUCUCCUUAAUAGUUAAAAUCAUGAGGCCUACUUUGUUGUUGGUAUUUCUUGUGGCCUUACAUCUUCUACUUUGUGGAGCUUAUGGUGCUCGCCUUGGUAAAUUUGCCAUGAAAUCGGCUACUUCUCAACCUACCAACUUGGUGCGUGUCCAUGAGAAUAAUGAAAAUACUAUGAAGAGAUUAGAUGAUGAUCAGAAUAAUAUUAUUGUUGAUAAAAAGGAGAUAUCAACCGAAGUUAAAUGUAAAGACGACGAAGACCAUUGUUCAUCAAAAGGAAAGUAUAGAAAAUUAAUUACCUCAACCACCAUCCCAACUUCCUCUGCUAAACCCAUCCAAGAGAAUUUGGACAAGGAAGGAAAAAAGAUGAGCACCAAAAGGAAUGACAAAGCUCAAACAUUAUCAUCAUCCUCGAUUCAUCAUAAAUAUCCAUCAACGGCGUAUGCUCUUGAUAAGCACAAGGAGAUUGCUCCUCCGGAAUAUGAGAAUGCAAUGGACAUGACUGUAAUGGAUUACUCCCCAGCAAAGAAAAAACCUCCAAUUCACAAUUAAAAAAAAUACAUACAUGUUCUAAUAUCAAAUCAAAGUUCAUUUAUAUUAAUUAUUUUCUCCAAAUUUCAUGGAGAAAUACAAGGAAUAUGCAUGGAAGAAAGGAGAGUUUAAAGCUGGUGGCUAGCUAAGCUAGCAAUAGCAUAUAGUGGAUAGAGCACAAAAAGAACAGCAAUACAGAAAUGCUGCAGUCUUUUUAGGGUUUUAGGAUUAUAGAUAUUGUAUAUAAUUAGCUUAAUUAGUAAUAGCUGAUGAUAUACACAAUAUAGUAUUAUUAUUUCAAUUCAUGCAUUAAAUAGGGUUUUUUUCUGAAGGGAGAGGUAUGAUUAUAUGAUUGAGUCAUAAUUAGUAUUCCCGGAUCUUGCUUAAUUAGGCUUUUCACAACCUAUAUUAUAUACUUGUAAUAAUUGUAUGAUGAUGUAAAAAGUACACGAAAAAGUAUCCAUAAUAAAAGCUGUUUAUAUUUUAAUGUUGAA